Paramecium tetraurelia is the source of this 774-nucleotide messenger RNA. RefSeq lists its product as uncharacterized. Lineage: Eukaryota; Ciliophora; Oligohymenophorea; Peniculida; Parameciidae. The transcript is spliced from 5 exons. The record is from RefSeq and is a predicted model, not a curated record.
AUGGACGACAAACUAUACGAAUUGUUCCAAAAAACACUGAUAGAAAAUUCGAAUGUGAAUAUCUAGAAGAUUGUAUAAGGAUAAGCAAGAGUGAUACAAUAGAAUACUCAACCAUUAGGUUAAAAAAAUGAGUCCAUUUCAAUAAAAGAUGUUUAGAAGAAGUUGGAAGCCAUAGAAAAGAAUUUAAUGAUCUAGGAUUCAGCCAGGAAAAGGAGAACAUCUCGUUAUCAUUCUAAAAAGUGUAGCAUUAAAAUUAAUACUCAAAAUGGGUCGGAUUCUCCAUCUCCAUAUUAAUUGGACUUUGAAGAUGCAAAGGAAUACGAAGUUGAUAUUUUAAGAAAGGAGAAUCAAAGACUAUAAGAACGCUUAGAAUAAUUGAAAUCAUAAAAUGGUGAUGAAAAUUCAGAGGAUUUGAAUCGUGAAAGAGAGACUCUUCAAAAGAUGAAAAAGGAUUACUAAAUCAAAGACGAUGAAUUGAAGAUUCUAAAUAACAAAUUAGAUCUCUUGGAAAUUGAUUUAAAUAAGAAACAUUCACUAUUAUUACAGAAAUCUAAGAAACUGGAAGUUUAACAAUAGACUCUAUAAAAGAAUGAAGAACAAAUCAAAGAAAAGAGGGAUUGCAUUGAUGCAUUACAAUAACAAAUCAAUUUAAAUAUUUCAUAAGUGAUUUCAUUGAAUAAAAAUGAAUUAAAACUAAAAUUACCACAGAAACUAGGAGUUCAAUUAGAUAAAGACAAGUAGCUUAACAAGAGUAUCUAUGUUUAAGAUAAUUGA